Messenger RNA from Saitoella complicata NRRL Y-17804, 1602 nucleotides. RefSeq names its product SET domain-containing protein. Lineage: Eukaryota; Fungi; Ascomycota; Saitoellomycetes; Saitoellales; Saitoellaceae. Gene Ontology annotation, molecular function: protein binding. The transcript has a single exon. The coding region runs from base 1 to 1602 and encodes 533 amino acids. The record is from RefSeq and is a predicted model, not a curated record.
AUGACGACCGACUACCAGAAACAGCUGGACGCCUACCUCGGCCAAUACGCCGACAAUGUCGAGCUACGCCUCCACCCCCAAUCAGACCCCUCAAUCCCAGCGGAUCGAUACCUCGUCGCAACCCGCGACUACAAAAUCGGAGAAGUCAUCUUCACCGAAUCGCCUAUCCUCCAUACCCAGCACCCCUACGCACAAACAUUCCAGCCCUCCACAAACCUAAACCUUGCAUUCGACUGGCAGCGAAUCCUCCACCUCUACGCACAUCUUCGCACGACCGACGAUGGGCCAGAAUGCGCACUGGUCAAGCUGGGAUUGAAUGUGCUGAGUGUUGACGGAGCCACGAAUGCGAUUGCGCAGGAGGAGGAUGAAGAUAAGUUGAAGGAUCAUAAGGAGAGUGCGAAAGCUUGGGUUAAUAGGUGGAAGGAGCGGAGACGGAACAAGAACAAGAAGAAAAAGAAGGGCGGCGCUGCUGCACCAGCACCAGCUGCAGGAGAGGAGGAGAAGGGCGAGGAGUGGGUACCCACCGUGGAGGAAAUUGAGCGUCUGAUCCACGUUCUCGAAACGAACUGCCAUUCCCGGUCCUCGCACCCCGAUCCCGUCCGCGGCGAAACCGCAUCACCCACAACCUCCACCUCCACCAAGGGAGACGACUGGGAAGACGAAGACGCCGCCGAAAAAGAGGACGAGGAUGAGGAAGAGGAAGAAGAACAAUGCGGCCUCUUCCUCUUGGCCUCCUUCAUGAACCACUCCUGCCUCCCCACCGCCUCCGUCCUCCUCCCCCUCGCCUCCUCCUCCCCACCAACUCUCACCCUCAUCUGCACAAAACCCAUAAAGACAGGCGAGGAGGUGACCAUCUCCUACCACGAUCAAGAAUUCAUACAAACGGAGGAUAGACGGAUGCUUCUCCGCCGCCGAGGAUUCGUGUGUGAGUGUGUGAUGUGUUCUGGGGAUGUCGCGGAUUAUGCCCGUGCUGCACUGUGUACCAACUCUGGGUGUACGGACGGAAUCGCAUCACCCACCGCCUCAGGCUGGCUCUGCGACACCUGUUCUCAUCAAUUAUCCGACGAGCAGGUGUCCGAAAUCGAGCAAGCCGAAGAAGAAUGGGAAGAAGAAUGGGAAGAACUCGGUUCCUCACCCCUCAUCACCGCCCUCGUCUCCUCCCUCAUCUCCCACAUCUCCACCACCCCCCUCGCCGACCCCAACACCUGCCAACCGCCCAGCCUUCUCAAACUCCGAGAAGCCACAUCCCCACUCCACCCAGCCCACACCCACAUAUCCUCCCUCAUCCGCCACCUUACAUUCACCCCAACCCUCAUAACCCCCCUCCGUCUCGACCACGGCCUCGACACGCCCUUCCAUCUCCUACAGUAUCUUCUCUCGUCUGCGUAUCGGUUGUUGCGCCUCGAUCGAGGUGUUGAGGGGAGUGUGAGGGGGUUGAGUGAGGAGGUUAGACAUCUUGCGUACUGGCUUGCGAAGGAAGGGAAGGAUUUGGGGGGGAGGGAGGGGGUGAAGGAAGGGGAGAGGGAGAGGUUUGCGUUGGUGGAGGGGUGGGCGGAGGGGGUUUGGGGGGAGCAUGGUAGGGGGUUGAAUGGGCAGCUUUGA